AUGGAUCAAGGUUCGGAGAACACUAUCAGCAGAUGGCAUCCAAUGAAUCUUCUCUUCAACUUCGUGGCGACUGAGGGACCGAAGCCUGGUUUUCAAAUGUAUCAGAAACAUUUUGACGCAAUUGUGGCUAUCAUGAUUGGGAUGAUGCGAAUAAUGAACUUUUCGAUCAUAGACAGUAUGGACAUCAGUUCUGACUUUGACUUCUUCGAGAAGCAUCCUCCGUUGCUCGUUCAUCACCAGUCACACGUCAUAGAGGAGGAGGUCGCAAAAGAAGCUCUGGAGUUCGAGUUGGCGGACUACGAGCUAAAACAGCGAGUUCUGAAGCUGAUUCUAAAGCUGAAACUGCAGCUACAGCUAGCUGGAACGGAGGAAAUACAAGCUCACUCAGCAACUUCCUGGAAUAAGCUCACUCAACAUGCCAGGUUCAAUGAGACAACAACAACUAUCCCAACAAGGAACAAAUCAGUCAAUGCACCAACAACUUCCCCUGCGAACACUGCAAAUGAUUUGACUUGGCUUCCUGUGCCAACUUGCGAGCAACCCAUGUAUGCAACACCAAGUCCUGGUCCAUUGAAUCCUGUGACUCAACGUGCUUCUGCUACAAUUUCUGCCGAAGAUGACAAAAAUAUCUUUCACGAGCAUUUGUACGCCUGA
This is a messenger RNA of Caenorhabditis remanei, 654 nucleotides long. RefSeq lists its product as uncharacterized. Lineage: Eukaryota; Metazoa; Nematoda; Chromadorea; Rhabditida; Rhabditidae. The transcript is spliced from 4 exons. The record is from RefSeq and is a predicted model, not a curated record. Bases 1 to 654 code for a protein of 217 amino acids.